AUGAAUUCGAACGAUAAGUAUACACUGACGCAGCCAUCUGAUGACUCAAUUCGUGAGUUCGGCCACUUCUGGAACGAGUGCAAAGAAACGAGAGUGGGCCUCAAUUCUGCCCAGUUGUUCCGGCGGACGGGUGGCGACAUGGCGGACCUAUUCAAUAAACACAUCAAAAAAGCGACAUCAAGAACAAAAGAGAAGCUUCUGGAAGGAAUAGGAAAGGCUAAAGCCACUCAAGAUGAAACGUUUGACAGUCACGCCGCAAAUUUGGCAAAACAGAGCAAGACUUUUGAGCGGAUCUAUAAGGAUGUUAAGGCAUAUGCCGCUGCUUUGAGAGCGUUGAAUCAGGCGGAAAGAACGUUGCGAGAUACUAUAAGAGAGUCUUACGAGUCAGAGUGGCCCGAACGGGAACAUUUGACCGCAAUACUAGAUAAUCUAGACAUUCAAACUAACGAAAUGGAAAAGACAUUAACUGAAGAACUCCCACAAUCGCUUUCCAACUAUGUAGCACAAUUUGGCGAACUGAAAAAGAAGGUCGACAAAAGAGGUCGUAAACUGGUUGAUUAUGAUCAUGCAAAGCACACUUACAGUUCCGCUAAGGCUUCCAGCAAGAAGGGAGAGACGGAUCCGAAGGUAGCCAAAGCUUUUUCUGAGCUACAACAGGCAGAAACCUUGUACAAAGAGAUUAACAACGAACUUCUUGAGUCCCUACCGGCUGCAUACGACAAUCGCAUAACGUUCUACGUCAACAUGCUUCAGACACUUUUCAAUUCGCAUAGCGUAUAUCAGACGGAGUGCAGCAAGUUGAAUAAGCAGGUCGUUUCGCAGUUGGAUCGUCUUGGGGAGUCUAUAGACAUCUUGCGAGUCCCGCGACCAGAACCUCGUCCGAUCACUCCUGCCGAUAGCGUCACGGAUAUGGGUUCACAUCGAUCCACUCCAUCGCCGGCACCAGCACCACCGCCAGCAACGCCUGCGUCUUUGGCAGAUUCUGCCUCAGGUCAAGCAAACGCGUCGACUGGUAACCCGUUUGAAGAAGACAAUGUAGAAGAAGUAUUUGAGAAUAAGAUUUAUCCGAAGUUGGCGGCUGUGCCUCCUCGCGCUGACAAGGACGAAGAAAAAGACGCAAAGGAAACGCCGAAAAAAGAAAAGGAUCCUACGAAUCCAUUCGAUGAAGAUACAGACGAUGAACAACAGCAGGCGGUCCCCGCUGUAGUUCCUCCGACGGAACAUGCCCUCGAGGGAGUAACUAAGGAAGCUCGAAAGGUGCUGUAUCUUGUAAAGGCAACUCAUGAGUACAAAGCGGUGGAUACGGACGAAUUGUCAUUCGGACCUGGAGAGGAGCUAAAGGUGCUAGAAUCGAAACCUGAAGAUCAAGUAGACGAAGGAUGGCAACUGGGUGAGAAGUCGGAUGGGACACGUGGAGUGUUUCCGGAGAAUUUUACGAAGAAGAUCGACUAA
Molecule: messenger RNA, 1452 nt
Organism: Necator americanus (New World hookworm)
Lineage: Eukaryota; Metazoa; Nematoda; Chromadorea; Rhabditida; Ancylostomatidae
Exons: 13
Coding region: 1-1452 (483 amino acids)
Cellular component (GO): cytoplasm; plasma membrane
Molecular function (GO): protein binding; phospholipid binding
Source: RefSeq, a predicted model, not a curated record